AUGGAUGAACGCACUCGUCGUCCGCCCUCUGUUCUCACCAGUGAGGUGUACAACGAGGCUGAGACAACUUUUGCAAUGCUGGAAAAUAAAGAGAAGUUGGUUUCAUUUCUAGACUGUAUGACUCUUUUACGUGCUAUGGGAAUGAAUCCGACCCAGGCCGACAUGGAUUAUCUCCGCGAACGAAUGGCGGAUCCGAUUCUGCGCCUUGAGCAAUGGCGUCGUGAGGAGGAGCUUAAGCGAGAGAAGGAGCGUCGUCGUGAGGAAAUGCGGGACAAAAGACGUUCUUCAACAGCAUACCCACAAAAAAAGCCACGCAAGUCUGCUGUGGAGCGAGCACUGUUGGCUGGGGCUGCAGAAGGCCAGGUGUCUCAGCAGAAUGUCAAGAUUAUUCCAGUAGAAGAGAUCAAAAACAUUGAUUGGAACAUUUUUAUCUCAUGUGCAGAGGAGAUCUACCGUGAUGCAGCAGCAGAACAGCGAGAUGUUUUGGGGGCGCUGAAACUCGUUGACAAGGAAGGAACAGGAGAAAUGACGAUUGAUAAACUGGUUCGGAUUGUUACAACCAGUGGUGAGAAUGUGCUGAACCCUGGGGAGGCGCAGCAGUUGCGUACGCUACUCCCACAAAAAUGUAGUCUUCUAGAAUUGGCUGCACGCCUUCAAGGAACAUAUAUACCACCUACCAAAGAUGAGUUGGUACGGGCUUCUAUGGAGGAGCUUGAAAGACGGCGACAACAUGAAGCUUCAGAGAAGCCACCUUCCGAUGAUGGAUUGUCACUGCUUUGA
Trypanosoma rangeli is the source of this 780-nucleotide messenger RNA. Its product is annotated as calmodulin. The record is from RefSeq and is a predicted model, not a curated record. Lineage: Eukaryota; Euglenozoa; Kinetoplastea; Trypanosomatida; Trypanosomatidae. Gene Ontology annotation, cellular component: myosin II complex. The coding region runs from base 1 to 780 and encodes 259 amino acids. The transcript has a single exon. Gene Ontology annotation, molecular function: calcium ion binding.